This is a messenger RNA of Chiloscyllium plagiosum (whitespotted bambooshark), 1592 nucleotides long. Lineage: Eukaryota; Metazoa; Chordata; Chondrichthyes; Orectolobiformes; Hemiscylliidae. The record is from RefSeq and is a predicted model, not a curated record.
GUAAACUUGAAAACUAGAUUAUACUUUUGGAUAAGGAGAUUUUGUCAGAACUUCUUGAAGAAGUGCAGCAAUAAUCAAAACUGGCAGAUAGAAAACUGCUGAAACACCAGAAAGAUUUGAAAUGCAACAGUCAUAGGUAAUCCAGUGAUCAGGGAGGUGUCUCAGCCGGCUCUGGUCAGCAUCCUGAGAGGAAAGCCAGCCACAUUAAACUGUACAUUUAAUUAUAUUGCAAAUGACAGUAAUUGGAUCUAUGUAUCCUGGUACAAGACCUCACAUGGGAUGACUGAGAGAUACAAUUCAGAGAAUAAUCUGACCUGCAUCCCUGACAUUGCUCCAGUUCCACCAUCUCCUCCAGCAAUUUCUGUUACUCAGGAAACAUUAGUAGCAGAGAAGGUAUCUUCACUGUACUGCCUUGCUGGGGGAUUUUAUCCUCAGUCUAUCUCCAUUAAAUGGUUGCAAGCAAUCCUAGACAAUUCUCAAUCUUCACCAGCAGAUGCUGAAACAAGAUACAGGACUCAAGAGUUCACCUUCAGCAACAUGGAUGGAACAUUUAACACUACUAGUCAAUUGACAUUUGUUCCCACUUCACAAGACCAUGGAUUAAUCUAUACUUGUCAGGUCCAUCAUUCAACUAGUGAAAAGCAAAUAAUAAAGCAGAUAAGGCUAAAGGUGAAUUAUGGUCCAAAACUUGUCAUAUAUUACAGGACUUCUGACACAGAUAUGUUCCAUCGACUGGACCAAGAACACAUCCAUGUUAAGCAUCAGACAUUUCUCGAACUAAACUGUACAGCGGACAGUAACCCAGUAGCCACAGUGAUAUGGAAAAAGAUAUCCCAGGAACAAAGCUUGCAAUUGGCUGCUGGAGUAAACAUUUCAAUACUGAAGAUAGCAAGUAUUGAAUAUUCAGACAGUGGAGCAUAUCUUUGUGGAGCACAAAAUGAUUAUGGCUUUCAAGAAUUUCCUGUAAAUAUAUACCUAAAAUCUGAUUUGGGAAGUAGUUUUCCUGUGCGAUCUGUAACAUUCCUAGUCUUUCUGGUCUCUGUCAUUUCGUUACUGAUCUGGGGCAGUGAAUGGAAAGAUCGAUACUGCCCUUGCAACUCUAGGAAUUCAAAGCAAUGUGAGAACCAAGGAAAAUCAUGCAAAGUUGACCCUGUGGAAGAUGCUGAUGUCCAUGAGGAAAUAACAUCAAAGUUAUGAACAUCUCGGGAUUUUUAUUUCCAGUCUGUCAAGUUUUUUCUCUCCAAAGUGCCAUCUGGUCCAGCAAUUCACUCCAUGCAUAGGCAAAUCUAACCAUGCAUAGGCAAAUCAGCUGCCCCACCUUUUGACAAAGCAAAUGUUCUUCUCACCAUAGCAUCAGCUGUAGGUACUAUCCCCAGUGAUAAGCAUUAGCUAAUUGCUGUGAUAGUAUCUCUACCACUGAGCCAUGAGGUUGGAUUCAAGUCCCAUGUUUUCCAGAAUGUACAAUGCCAAUUUUAACAGGUUGUUUAGAGAAUAUCUUGUCUCACCCUGUUAAUUUAGUUGAUAUUUAGAUUAGAUUAGAUUAGAUUACUUACAGUGUGGAAACAGGCCCUUCGGCCCAACAAGUCCACACU